Molecule: messenger RNA, 5161 nt
Organism: Oncorhynchus masou masou (cherry salmon)
Lineage: Eukaryota; Metazoa; Chordata; Actinopteri; Salmoniformes; Salmonidae
Product: up-regulator of cell proliferation-like
Exons: 6
Coding region: 1-3264 (1087 amino acids)
Molecular function (GO): protein binding; GTP binding
Source: RefSeq, a predicted model, not a curated record
AUGUACAGGGAGUACCAGAUCAAUGUGGAGCUAUGUACAGAGCUAUGUGGAGCUAGGGAGUACCAGAUCAAUGUGGAGCUAUCGAUCCAUGGAUAUCCCUGUUCAUUUCAAAGGAGCAGACUCUCUACAAAACAAAGGCCUAAGAGUUUUGAUAGAGACCAACACACAACGUUGGCCUCUGAUGAUGUGCUGCCCCCUCCUGGUGACAUCCAGGUCCUGUUGCUGACGUCAGACUCUGUGUCUCUGAGCUGGGGUCCUCCUGAAGGGUUGAAGGGACCACAGAAGUUCAGAGUGACCUGGGGUUGUGACGUGGAACCGCGCAGUAUAGGGGUGAAAAAUGUUCAUGAAGUUGAAAUAAGCAGACUCAACCUUGGUAAAAAGUACCAGUUCAGUGUGGCUACAGAGGGAGAAGAUGGAAGACAAAGCAGAUGGGUCUCAGCAUCCCUAUCCGCAGUACCUCCUGCUCCAGACCAGCUGAAUGUUGACUCAGUGGAUGCCACAUCAGCUGCUGUUAGCUGGAGUCAGCCACCAGGAUUGGACCAAACCCAACAUCAUUACCAGAUCUCCUACCACUGUCCAGAGACAGAACCACACAUCACUACCACAUCUUCACAAAGCAUCACUCUCUCUGAGCUGCAAGGUGGUACUCAGUACUCUGUCUCUGUCUGUACUGUGCUGGAAGAUGGAAGGAAAAGUCAACUGGUGUUAACAACCCUCACCACAAGAUCCUAUCUGAUGGAGCUGUUGUCAAAGACUGGACUGGAAGAUCAUUAUGAAAACAAGCUGACGUUAAGUUCUGUCCUUGAGAUAAAUGCUGAUACUACAUCAGAUGAACCUCUUACCACUAUGCAGUCACUUCCCGGGAUCUUCCUUAAGAAAUUAAUGAUGGCAAAUCUGAAUGCUAGGAGUGUCAAAUGUAUGUCCACUGAUGCAGAAGUUUCAUUUCCGGGUACAGACCGUUUUGAGAAUCUAAAAAGUGACUCUGCUAACAGUAAUGUCAUUAAUCCACUGGACCUGAUAACUGCCCUGUUUCUGUGUUCAGAUGGUUUCCUGCAGCAGGAGAUGGUCCAGAAAAUGUCCAUGUGUCAGUUUGCUGUUCCUCUCUUGCUGCCAAACUGUGACACAGAACAAAGCACUUUGAUGCUGUGGGCCUUGAGAGACAUAGUGAAGAAGUUUAGACUCUCUUCCCAAACAUCCACAAAGACUUUUGUUGAGGAGAGAAUUGUACUCUCUGAUAUUCCCAUGGUGUCCUUUGUUAGGUUAGGUGAGAUUAGAGUGUCCAAGUCUCAGAUCUUGAACAAGUUGCUUAGUAACCCUCAACAGUACCAUGAUACAUUUGUUCAUCAUGAUAUGGAAUGUGGUGACAUCACUCAUAGAAUCUCAGAUGGUCUGGUUGAAAUCAGCUGGUACCUUCCAUGUGGGAACAGAAACAUAGACAUGUUCACUAAGCCUGUGGUGGUGGCCAAUCUCAGAGGAGACAUCAGGUCCUUUGAAAAACAGUUCUCCUUUCUGUGUCAAACAUCAGCUGCAGUUUACAUUUUCACUGAUGAUUUAAAGGCAUAUCUCAAUUUGUUGAAAAGCAAAAACACAAAAGCAGAGUUAUUUCUGGUCGUCAACUCUCAAAGAAAAUCGUUCAGAGUAGACACAUUAAAACAAAUGAUCACAAACUGCAGUAUCAAUGACCAAAAUGUGAUUGUCAAGAAAAAGAAAAACGAUGCAGAAUUUGUCAAAACGCUGCAAUCAUCUGUUGGUGACAUCAUUGAAAAUAGUCCAGACCGGUUGACAGUGGAAAACAUGACUGACAUAGCUCGUCACAGUGGGAUUCUGGUUGAUGAAGACCGCCAUGACUGUCAGAGUGCCAGGAAGAUGGUAGAUGAAAUCACCAGCAACAUCACAGACACAGUCAAAUUUAAAGACAAACAGCUUCCCUUACAAGGGCACAUCUGUAAAAAGCUUUCCCAGUUGGAGAAAGAGAGAUGUAGGCUGAGAAAAGCAGGGGAUCAAGACAUUGAACACUACAGGAGCUCUCUGAAGAAAAAUGAGGAAGAGCUGAGAAAGAAACAAUAUAUAUUGUCAGAUGCAAUGAAAAGCUUCAUUUUUGGAAUGUCAAGAUCAGGACCUGAGCGUUCCUAUUUCCUCAAAUGGAUGCAGAUAAAUCUGGACAAUCUGUCACGUCAGAACCUGUCUGCUUUGAGGGACCAGUACAAAGAUCUUUGCCAAAAUUCUCAGGAGAAAAAAGAUGACAUUAAAGAUUUGGAUAAGCAGUUAUCUGACUGUUCCCUGGGACUUGAACACUUCCUGCGUGAGUUGGGCCAGUUAUAUGAAGCUGCCUGCUCCCUCCCUGUAGACAGUCCUCAAAGGGAACAGAUGGAGCAGCUCCCUGGAUUGUGUGCUCAGAUGCUGUUGGAUGGUUUCCCCGUUGAGCUUGUGGAUGGAGAUGCAUCAAAUAUCCCUCUGACAUGGAUUUCAGCUGUUCUGACUCAGCUUCAUACUCUUGUGGACUCCAACAGCAAGAUCCGGGUUGUGACAGUUUUAGGGGACCAAGGUACUGGGAAGUCCACUCUCCUCAACACCAUGUUUGGAGUCCAGUUUGCUGUCAGCAGUGGAAGAUGCACCAGAGGGGCCUUCAUGCUGCUGAUUAAAGUCAACAAAGAACUCAAGGAGGAACUGAAAUGUGACUUCAUCAUGGUGAUUGACACAGAGGGGUUGAAAUCACCAGAGUUGGCUCAACUUGAUAAACACUAUGAACAUGACAAUGAACUGGCCACACUGGUAAUUGGACUCAGUGAUGUCACUAUCAUCAACAUCUCCAUGGAGAACAACACAGAGAUGAAAGACAUUCUACAGAUUGUUGUUCAUGCUUUUAUCAGGAUGAAGGAAGUGGGGAAGAAGCCAGUAUGUCAUUUUGUGUACCAAAACGUGUCAGACAUGUCUGCUCAUGACAACAACAUGAGAGAGCGGAAGAAGUUGUUGGAACAGUUGAAUGAAAUGACCCAGGCAGCAGCCAGAAUGGAGAAGAAGGAGAAUAUCACCAAGUUCACUGACGUGAUGGAGUAUGAUCCAGACACAAGCAGCUGGUACAUCCCAGGACUCUGGCAUGGGACUCCCCCUAUGGCUCCAGUCAAUGCUGGCUACAGUGAGGCUGUGUAUGAUUUAAAAAAGAGCUUGAUGCAAGACUUAAUAAAAUGCCAGAGUAAUGAUGACAUGACACAUUUCCUGAAGUGGACAGAAAGCUUGUGGGAGUCUGUCAAAUUGGAGAAAUGAAUUGUAAGUGUCAGAAACAGCUUGGUUGCAGAUGCUUUCACCAGUUAAUGCUUUAAGUACAAUGGUUGGAACGGUCCUUCAAGAAGGACAUUUAUUCCUGGAUAAUGGGUGCUGAAAGCAGAAUAUAAAACAGAUCCAAACCCCCAACUGAGCCUUUGAAACGUGCUGAAGGACUUGUCCUGUCAUCCCAAUGGUGGAAGCAGCUUAUUACCGUCACUAGGACAGCAGAAUCCCUGCCCAUCAGGUUCUAAGUGUUCUAAGUUACCAGUUAGAAUAGUAGAAUACACAAGGUGCAAUUUAGAAAUGUGGUUUUAUAUCAGCAGUUUUUCUCUUGUUAUGUAAGUCAUUGACAGUCAGUCAUUUAGCCCAUGUCCGUAAAACAUUUUUAGAUUGCUAAGUUAGUUUAGCGGCCAGCUAUCUAAACAAUUAUGGUUGAAUUACCUGCUGGGGGGGCCCUAUUGUUUUUGUAUGUCAGUCUAACUCAGAUAUUAUAUUAAAAACUGCAACCAUUUUUCUCCAACCUACUGCAAUAUGUGUAGAAUUCCAGCAAACUUGCUUUAAAAUUGUCACAUUUUCUCUACACCCCAUGGCAAAACUGUAGUUGCAUGCUAAAGUAUUAUGUAACACGUUCAUUAUUCUUUUGUUUAUUUUUGUCAGUUUUGUCAAAUGUAAAGAAUGUGUUUACCUCUGAUUUAAUUUUAAAAAAUGCAGCAUUAUUUUACUGUAGAAAAAUGCAUGUAACAAUGAAUGAUUCCUCUCCCAAACAUCAAACUAAAAUGUUAUUGACACAAAGUUAUUUUUAAUUCAUUCCCUUUUAGGAAAUUAAAUACAUAAAUAAUAAAAUGUAUGAAACUACUUGAAUGAACAUUUAUUGUAAUUCUAAUGAAUUACAUCACGAUUAUAUAAUCAGACAGUUGCACUGUUCUUAGUGUCUGAUCAAUAAUCUGAAAAGAAUGUACAAUUUGUCAAUAAAUCAGCAUUUGUUAAAGAUGCAGUCCGGGAUCUACUUCAGGAUUGGUGGGUCCCCUGCGGAAUGGUUGAGCUAACGUAGGCUAAUGUGAUUAGCAUGAGGUUGUAAGUAACAAGAACAUUUCCUAGGACAUAGACAUAUCUAACAUUGGCAGAAAGCUUAAAUUCUUGUUAAUCUAACUGCACUGUCCAAUUUACAGUAGCUAAGACAGUGAAAAAAUACCAUGCUAUUGUUUGAGGAGAAUGCACAGUUUUAAACAUGAAAAGUUACUAAUAAACAAAUCAGGCACAUUUGGGCAGUCUUGAUACAACAUUUCGAACAGAAAUGCAAUGGAUCAGUCUGAAACGUUGCACAUACACUGGCCAUCUAGUGGCCAAAAUCUAAAUGGCAGCUGUGCUGGAAUAAUACAUUAUGGCCUUUCUUUUGCAUUUCAAAGAUGAUGAUGAUAAAUUACAAAAAACUGUUAUUUGUUUCUAUGUAUUAUCUUUUACCAGAUCUAAUGUGUUUUAUUCUCCUAGAUUCCUUUCAAAUUUCCACAAACUUCAGUGUUUCCUUUCAAAUGAUACCAAGAAUAUGCAUAUCCUUGCCUCAGGGCCUGAGCUACAGGCAGUUAGAUUUUGGUAUGAAAUUUUAGGCAACAUUUUUUUUAAAGGGGCCGGUCCUUAAGAGGAGCACCUCCAAUUCGUAAUAUAUAUAUAUAUGUGUGUACCUACCUCAUCAUGCCUUUUGCACACAAUGUAUAUAGACCCUUUGUUUCUACUGUGUUAUUGACUUGUUUAUUGUUUACUCAAUGUGUAACUCUGUGUUGUCUGUUCACACUGCUAUGCUUUAUCUUGGCCAGGUCGCAGUUGCAAAUGAGAACUUGUUCUCAACUAGCCUACCUGGUUAAAUAAAGGUAAAAAAAAUAAAUAUAUAUAUAUAUAUAUG